CCAAUUAGUCAGUACAAUAACUUUUAACGACCAAUGCAAUUAGUCGGCAACAUUCGAUUUCAAAAUGAUGAAACAAAAGUGAUCGGAUCGGUUCUCAACCGCCAUUGCAUUGAGGAAAUUGUGCAUUCAAACUACAGAUAAAAAAAAAUCCACACAAACGGUUGAGGCUGACGUGGUGACGGUAGAAUAAUUGAGCCAGCCCGGCCACCCCAAUAUCCGCUAGUGGGAGGAUCGAUAUAAAAUUGGACGAUUCGGUUCAAUUAGGCAUCAUUCCUUAAUCAAUCGAUUAAUUGCAACAAUCUAUCAGCUAAAAUGUUCUCCAAAUUGAUUAUCGCUGCUGUUUUGGCUUUGGCCACUGCGGAACCAGCUCCUGGACAACUUGCAGCUCCGUUGGCAUACAGCGCUCCCAUUGCUUACAAUGCUCCGUUGGCUUACAACCUACCAUUUGCCUAUAAUGCUCCUUUGUCCGUAGCUGCUCCUCUAGCCUACAAUGCUCCUUUGUUAACAUCAGUUUCUCAGCAAGGUCUCCUGAGAACCGCCUAUACUCAGGUUGUCGGACGUAGCUAUGCUCCCUCCGUGCUAACAGCAUCCGCGCCAUUCGGAUAUGCCGCUCCAGUUGCAUCUCCAGCCGUACGAUUGGUACCACAAAUCGCUUACCCAGCCACACCAUUGGCCGCCACCACUUUCGCCGCUAGUCCUCUGGCUGGCUCUCCACUUGUUGCUAGAGCUCUUACCCCAGCCUUCCCAAUUGCUGGCGCUGCUGUUGCUCCUGCUCUGCUUCCAGCCGCUCCGGCUUUUGGACCAGCUGUUGUGAGAUCUUCCGGUGAUGCACCAGCAGCAGCUUCCGAUGCCACUCCAAUGGCUAGAUCAUCACCAAGCGAUGCCCCGACGACCGCUAGCGCCGAUCCAAGCGCCGCUCCAGCACCAGCUGUAGCAUCCGCCAGAUUGACAGCCUUGCCAACCCCCGCUGCCGCUGCUGCUGCCGCUCCAUUCCGCUCAUACGGUGUUCCAGCUGCGCCCGCUGCUGUCAGUGCGUAAUCAAUUUGUUGUGAUAUUUUCAAUUAUGUGCAAUUGAUCACCUGUUUCUCACUAGUUUGUAUGAAAUUAUAUGCUGCUACGAAAUUUAGCUAAUGAAUAUGUUC
This is a messenger RNA of Toxorhynchites rutilus septentrionalis, 1142 nucleotides long. RefSeq names its product nematocyst expressed protein 3-like. The coding region runs from base 313 to 1038 and encodes 241 amino acids. The record is from RefSeq and is a predicted model, not a curated record. Lineage: Eukaryota; Metazoa; Arthropoda; Insecta; Diptera; Culicidae. The transcript has 3 exons.